GACCGUCUAUAUAGACCUUCGAGUCGGCCGCUCUGCUCGACUCUUCCACUCACCAUCCUCCAUUCUCUCUCCUCUCCUCUCUCCUCAUCCAGACUCCAACUCCCUGCUUCCCCCCAUACAACCACAACCUCCAUCCACCAUGUCGACCAACCCCCGCUUCGACCCCAACUUCACUCCCUAUGUCGUCAACGCCAUGGGACCCAAGACCCCCGAGCGCGCUCGCGUGGUCCUGGGCGCUCUGAUCCGUCACAUCCAUGACUUCGCCCGCGAGGUCGAGCUCACCUCCGCCGAGUGGAUGAUGGGUGUUGAGUUCGUCAACUCCAUCGGCAAGAUCAGCACUCCCGUCCGUAACGAGGGUCACCGUAUCUGCGAUGUCAUCGGUCUGGAAUCCCUUGUCGACGAGAUCGCCAACAAGAUUGUCACCGAGCAGGGACUUUCCCCCACCUCCAACGUCAUCCUCGGCCCCUUCUGGUCUCCCAACGCCCCCUUCCGUGAGCUUGGCGACAGCAUCAUCCAGGACCCCAACCCCAACGGCAAGGUCACCCUGAUGCACGGUGUCCUCAAGGAUAUGGAGACCGGCGCCCCGAUCGCCGGUGCCGUGCUCGACAUCUGGCAGGCGUCGGCCAACGGCCAGUAUGACUUCCAGGACGACAACCAGUCCGAGAACAACCUCCGCGGCAAGUUCCGCUCCAACGAGAAGGGCGAGUUCCACUGGUACUGCUACCACCCGACCCCUUACUCUCUGCCCACCGACGGUCCCGCCGGUGUCCUCCUGAACAUCAUGGACCGCUCCCCCAUGCGUCCCGCCCAUAUCCACCUCAUGAUCACCCACCCCGACUACGCCACCGUCAUCAACCAGAUCUACCCCAGUGACGACCCUCAUCUCGACAUCGACUCCGUUUUCGCCGUCAAGGACGACCUCGUUGUCGAGUUCAAGCCCCAGACUAAGGACCCCAAGGCCCAGCUCGACCUCGAGUACAACGUCACCAUGGCCCUGAAGAAGCACCACCCCAACCCCAACUCCGCUCCCCCCGUCUCGUCCUUCGAGCGCUACAACAAGGGCAAGUUGUAAGCGGGCGUGGCCCCCUCACGGCAUGAAAGCACUGAAGAAUUGAGCAUUGAAAGCAUUGAUUGAUGUACAUAGUUUCAACAUUUCUCGGAUUUCAGCGAUGUUAUUUUUUUUUUAUUUCAAAACCGCCCCCUUCAUGAGGGCCCGGUGAAUUGAUUUGUUCCAAUGAG
This is a messenger RNA of Aspergillus heteromorphus CBS 117.55, 1239 nucleotides long. Its product is annotated as putative catechol dioxygenase. The transcript has 2 exons. Gene Ontology annotation, biological process: catechol-containing compound metabolic process. The record is from RefSeq and is a predicted model, not a curated record. Gene Ontology annotation, molecular function: catechol 1,2-dioxygenase activity; ferric iron binding. NCBI's taxonomy places the organism in Eukaryota, Fungi, Ascomycota, Eurotiomycetes, Eurotiales, Aspergillaceae. Bases 140 to 1072 code for a protein of 310 amino acids.